This is a messenger RNA of Sitodiplosis mosellana (orange wheat blossom midge), 750 nucleotides long. RefSeq names its product small glutamine-rich tetratricopeptide repeat-containing protein alpha-like. NCBI's taxonomy places the organism in Eukaryota, Metazoa, Arthropoda, Insecta, Diptera, Cecidomyiidae. The record is from RefSeq and is a predicted model, not a curated record. Gene Ontology annotation, cellular component: membrane; TRC complex. Gene Ontology annotation, molecular function: protein binding; molecular adaptor activity. Gene Ontology annotation, biological process: post-translational protein targeting to endoplasmic reticulum membrane.
AGCACAUGCUGCACCAUCAGCCCGGAUCGAAAACAAGAGGUGGAAAACAUCAAAAAUGAGGGAAACCAACUGAUGAAAGAAGAGAAAUAUACGGAGGCUCUGGUCGCAUACAAUCGUGCACUCAGCAUAGACGCAACCAACCCAGUGUUUUAUUGUAACCGAGCUGCUGCUUAUAGCCGAUUGGGUGACUACCAAAAAGCGGCCGAAGACUGCAAAAUGGCUCUGAGAUACGAUUCAAACUACAGCAAAGCAUACGGUCGUCUUGGGUAAGUUCACUCAAAAAUGAACAAGAACAAGGAAGCCGAAGGUGCAUACAAGAAUACACUUCCUUUGGAUCCAGACAACGCUCAUUACCAAAACAACUUGAGUGACAUCCAAAAACGCAUCCAAGAAGGUCAAAGCGCAGAUUUAAGUGACGGCGAUUUCGAUGUCGAAUUUCAUUUUCCAGCCUCAACGAACAUUGUCACCGAAAUGAUCGGACUAGCACAUCGACAUACGAUUUCAGACUUGAACAGCAAUCAAUCAUCGGACGCGAACAAUGCUUAAAAUUAUUUCGAAAUUGGAUGUCAAUAUGCUGAAGAAAUACGUGAGCAAAAUCCGGAGAUGUUUGAGGCAUCCAACCAAGAAAUGCGAACAUUUUUUGAUAUGCUUCGAAAUAAUCCGAAUCCAAAUAAUCCAGACCAACCGCCACCGCAUCGAUCUGAACAAAAAUGAUGUCAUUUAUUCUUCACAUCACAAACAACAACAAGC